AUGGGCAGUGAAGAAGAACAAGAGAUGGAAGAUAUGAAAGGGUACAGCUAUGCAAUGGCCCUCCAACUGCUGGGUUUGGAUGAUGGGACUGGACCCAGUGAUAGGGGUCCUGUCCUGAUGAGAGGGACCUACCUAUCCUUUCUGUAUCUGCGCCACCUGCGAAUCAGGGAGCUGCAGCGAAUCUGUUUAGGAAUUCUGAACUAUUUCAGAUCCGUUGAGCGAACACUGACAAUCAAUACUUCAGGCCUUACAAUGGUUGCAGGGAGUCUGGUCCCCACCAUCGAAGAUAGUUCCUGGGUAAAUAUGGCUAAAGGAGGCUUGGGCACCUUGCAAGGCCUAGGAACUCACCACUAUGUCCAUGGAACAUCUGCCGAGCACAAGGUCCACAGUGUCCAAUUCAUGGAAUUCUCAGAAGUGGAGAACCAGGAUGACUACUACAGCAUGGGAGCUGGUUACAUCUACACGCAGGACCAGCAAGGAGUACACAUCAUGUAUGAUGAAGCCCUGGCUGAUCUGAAGGAGCUAGAGGCAGAACUACUGCUUGUGGCCAGCUAUUACAUUGAGAAAGAAAAAGGUCACAAAGAGGACACCAAGUCAAAUACUGGCCAGGACUGGGGAUGGGCCCACGCAAGUGUGGACAGAUUUGCUGUGCUGUAUGACUUGUGGACUUGGGAAGCAGCUCUGCUAGAAAACAAGCGCCAGCUUCUUGACAGUUACUUUGAAGCCUACCAGCACGUGUUGGACCCUGAGGAGAGAUUUGCUCUAGCACAAGUGAUCACUGACAUCAUGCACAGGCGCCCACGGUUUGAUCUCAGCCACCCUUAUUUCAUUAAGGCCUACCGAGAUGAAUGUACCUGCCUGAGGCUUCACUUGCAGCUCGUGAGGGACAUCCUCAAUCAGCACAUAGAGCGUCAGCGGGACUAUGUCCAGAGGCUUUGGCAAGAAGGCCAUCCGAAUGAUAGCAGUCACUUCGGACUUCCCCUUAACAUCAUUUGCAAACAACUUAUUUCCAUCAACAAUAGCUGCCCAGCUUUGAAAAACAUCUAUCUGCUGGAGUUCCACCCUUCCCUGGGCCUGGCAUCACUCAUCCCCCGAUCCCUUGAUCACCUCCUCCGGGAGGCCCGCCACACCUACAGACCCACAUCCGCCAGCAGCCUCACUUUGCUGGAGAGACAUGUGCUGCGGCUGGCCUUGGAUAUGUGGCUCACACCAGCCAAGCCUGAGUCCUGGUACAGCACACAGCUCCAGAAAGAUCUGUUUUCAGCUAAAGUAAUGGGAGAUCCCUUUCUCGUGGAGGAGAUAGGUCUGCUUGCACUCAAGUCUGCAGCAGACGAAGGACAGAACCAAAGCCAAGAUUCUCAUGUGCUGCUUCUGGAGACGUUUUCCAAACUUCUGGAGCUUGUGACCCUCCGCCACCGGCUGAUAGAAAUGAGUUUGGAGAGUGUACACUUAGCUGGUCUCUAUAAGGUACUGGCACGGGAGAUGGGUUUUGAAGAGUUCCAUUUGUAUCUGAGGCCUGUUCACUUUGAAUUUGCAUCACACAAGGACAAAAUAGACCAUCCACCCCCUGUCUUUAUCACCUCUCUGCUGGAGGACAGUGAUCGAGUGGACAGAUAUUCUCCUACUACUCUUGUCUUAGCCAUCUCUGAGGUGGAUGAUAACCAGGUUGGCAAGUUUAGCUUUUAUACAAAGGAAUCCAUCCUUAAGCUCUUAUUCCAUUCAGGAGUGGAAAAUAUGCAAGUGACCCUUGCAUGCCAAGCGGCUCAGAAAAAUGCUUUGAUGGUGGCUGUCCAACAGGCAUCCUUCUAUCACAUGCCCCGAUGGGCCUCUCCUGCUGAUGUGAAGGUCAGCCUGUAAGAUACAAAAACCUGAGGCAUGUUUGACAUGCCUACCACUACGACAGCCAAUGCCAAGCUACCCCUUCAGCCCCUUCUUCCCGUUAGCCUGCCGCCUUUCUCCUCCCUUCUUUCCUUCCUCUCCUCCUCUUCUCUCCCUCUCUUUCUCCCUUCUUUUCUAUUUUUUUACCCUCUUUCCUUCACUCUUUCCCUCCUUUCCUCAUGUGAAGUCAACACAUGUCCAAAUCUUUACCAACUCUCUUAAUUUUUAGUGAUUUGCUAACAACUUUUUUCUUCGUGUAUAACUCUAGAAUAUUGGCUAGGAAGAAUCAUCCAGCAGAAAAUAUCCUGUUCCUCCACCCCUACCCUUUGUAGAUAAAUGAUUUUAUUGUUUUCUGUUUUAUUCUUCCUGCAUGUCUUUUUGCAAAAGUAAAUGGAGACAUUAGUCCCUUCUUUUUUCUACAAAAGGUAACACACAGUGUAUAACCCCUUUUUCCCCCAGACUUCUUUGGUUCUUAUUGAGACAUAAUUCACAUAACAUAAAAUUUACCCCUUUUAAAGUAUAUGAUUCACAAGAUCAUGUAACCAUCACCAUUAUCUAAUUCCAGAUCAUUUUCAUCACUUUCAAAGGAAAUCCUGUACCCAUUAGUAGUCACUCGCCAUUCCACCCCCUUUCCCUUAGC
Nyctereutes procyonoides (raccoon dog) is the source of this 2518-nucleotide messenger RNA. RefSeq lists its product as uncharacterized. The coding region runs from base 1 to 1857 and encodes 618 amino acids. The transcript has 12 exons. NCBI's taxonomy places the organism in Eukaryota, Metazoa, Chordata, Mammalia, Carnivora, Canidae. The record is from RefSeq and is a predicted model, not a curated record.